AUGGAUCAUGUCGCGAACCCCUUUGUCCAGGUGCAGGACAUGCCGUCCUCAAGCGACGUGCACCAAGCCGAACCUGAGGAGAUUUGGACCGAGAUACGACGCACUGUUUCGAAGAUGACUACACGGUCAAGGUUCACAUGUGAAGAGAAAGGAACGCACCAGGAGAAGCCGGAGUCCCAGUCAUACGCUUUUUCAAAGUCGGGAAAGCAAUGGAGCAGCCGCCACAGCGAUGAUGAGUCAAGCAUACCGACCGUUGACGCCGAAGACGACUUUCCGGAGGGCGGCCUCCGCGCAUGGCUUGUGGUCGCAUCUGCUUGGCUCAUGCUAUUUCCUUCUUUCGGACUCAUGGUUUCCAUAGGCACGUUGCAAGACUAUUGGGCCCAACAUCAGCUAUCACACAUGACAGCUCGUGACAUUGGCUGGAUACCUUCCGUCUUCGUGUACCUGUCGCUCGCAUUGGGCAUUUGGGUUGGACCACUUUUCGAUCGCUAUGGACCCCGCUGGAUCAUUUUCGUUGGCAGUGUUGGGAUGCUGGUGAUGAUCUUCACGCUCGCUGAAUGCGAAAAGUUCUGGCAGAUGUUCUUAUGCUGCGGUGUUUUGGGAGGCGUUUCCGCAGCUCUGUUAACUACCACGAGUCUCGCGGUCGUUGCGCACUGGUUCAAAGAGCGUCGAGGGUUGGCGCAAGGUAUCGCCAUGAUGGGCUCAUCCGGCGGUGGCCUCAUCAUACCACUGAUGCUGCGAACAACGUUCCCCACGUACGGGUAUAAGUGGUCACUCCGCAUCAUCGGCUUCAUGUUCCUCUUCUGCUUCAUCCUUGGCAACAUUCUCAUGAAAGCUCGCAUUCCACCAAGUACUGCCACGAAGAAGAAGGCCAUCGUAUCAUUAUCAAUAUACGCCGACUUGCGACUCAGUCUGUUCACCCUCAGUGUCUUUGGCCUUGAAGUCGUGCUAUUCGGCGCUCUAGGUAUCCUUCCAACCUACACGACCUUGAGCACGAACUUUUCUCCCGAAACCAGCUUCUACCUCAUCGCCGUACUAAAUGGUCUCUCCUGCCUCGGUCGCCUCCUCCCAGGAUACGUCGCGGACAAAAUCGGCCGCUUCAACAUGCUCUUCAUCAUGAUCAUCUUCACGCUCAUCUUCAUGCUGGCACUCUGGCUGCCACUCGGCACAACAUCGCUCACCGCCUUGUAUUGUUUCGCCGCCUUGUUCGGUUUUGGCACUGGCAGCUGGACUGCAUUAACGCCUGCUUGUGUCGGACAGCUAUGUCGCGCAGAGGAGUUCGGCAGGUAUUACGGCUCGAUGUACUUCAUCGCAUCGCUUGCGACGCUAGUCUGCAUUCCCAUUAGUGGUGAGCUUGUACAGACCGUGGGGCCUCAAGCAAUGGUUGGCUUCUUCUGUGCUGUACUUGGCUUGAGUACCAUCAGUUUUGUGUUUAGUAGAUGGGCGUGUUUGGGUAGGCGCUGGACCAUCAAGGUUAAGAUCUAA
This is a messenger RNA of Parastagonospora nodorum SN15, 1485 nucleotides long. RefSeq lists its product as hypothetical. Lineage: Eukaryota; Fungi; Ascomycota; Dothideomycetes; Pleosporales; Phaeosphaeriaceae. Gene Ontology annotation, cellular component: fungal-type vacuole membrane. The transcript has a single exon. Gene Ontology annotation, molecular function: transmembrane transporter activity. Gene Ontology annotation, biological process: transmembrane transport. The record is from RefSeq and is a predicted model, not a curated record. Bases 1 to 1485 code for a protein of 494 amino acids.